Parnassius mnemosyne (clouded apollo) is the source of this 897-nucleotide messenger RNA. The record is from the annotation of a GenBank genome assembly. NCBI's taxonomy places the organism in Eukaryota, Metazoa, Arthropoda, Insecta, Lepidoptera, Papilionidae.
AUGGUGCAGUGUAAGAAGUGUAAACAGUAUGUGUCCUUAUCAAAGGAUGAGGUGAUCAAGUGUAAGGGUUCUUGUGAGUCUGUAUUUCACAAAAAAUGUGUUCGAAACCUUAAGAAGCAUAUGCAGAAAGAAAUUUGUGAAGAAUGCCAAAAGAAUGAAAGCCCUGAAAGAAUUAGCAAGCCCAUGAUUGAUGUUGAUCUCAGUAAGACGUCAGUGGAAAUGUUGCUAGGUGAGGUAAACAAAAAGUUAGAGAUUAUCUAUAAAAUGGAAAGGAGCAUUGAAGAACUCAAGGAUACAGUAGACUUCUACGCUGAGCAGUACCAAUCGAUUAUUGAAUUCAAGGAGGAAGCUGAGAGAAAAAUCAAAAGUUUGGAGAAUAAAAAUACCUAUCUGGAAAAAUGUAACAAAGCAAUGGAGGAAAGGAUCUUGGAAAUAGAGCAGAGGGAGAAGGAAAAUAAUAUAGAAAUUGCUGGUCUGGAGAUGCAAAAUAAUGAACAAAUUUUGGAGGUCGUGAAUGUUAUAGCAGAAAAAUAUAACUUGUGCAAGGCUGAUAUUGUCGACGUAAAGAGGGUAGGAAGACCAAAACCAGAAAGAACAAAGCCGCAACCAGUUAUAGUUACUCUUCGGUCGAGAUCGGCACGUGAUAAAUGGCUCAGUCUUCGCAAAACGACAUUAACGAAUGAUCACGUAUAUGGUAAUAAAUCCAAAAGUUCGAUUUACAUUAAUGAGGACCUACCUAAAUACAAGCGACAAUUGUUUUGGACCUCAAAGAAUGAACUAAAACAAAUUUAUAAAUACAUAUGGAUACAGAAUUCUAAUAUAUUAGUUAAAAAAGAAAACGAAACUAAAAUACACAGGAUUUCAUGUGAGAAAGAUAUACAAAAUCUUAAAGCAUAA